Galdieria sulphuraria is the source of this 2928-nucleotide messenger RNA. RefSeq names its product chromodomain helicase DNA binding protein 6. The transcript has 11 exons. NCBI's taxonomy places the organism in Eukaryota, Rhodophyta, Bangiophyceae, Galdieriales, Galdieriaceae. The record is from RefSeq and is a predicted model, not a curated record. Bases 26 to 2902 code for a protein of 958 amino acids. Gene Ontology annotation, cellular component: nucleus. Gene Ontology annotation, molecular function: protein binding.
UAUUUUCAAAGCAGCAGUAGUGAUCAUGCCGGAGGCUCCUUAUGCUUUUGCCAAGUUGGAGGGUAAGGUUUUUUUGAGUAACGGUGUCGAUGUCAACUUCGAGUAUUACAUUCAUAGCGAUAGUGUGCUAUUUGGUAGGUCAGCAGGAAAUCCUGAAAGGCCUCUGGAACCUGGUGAUAGGGAAGUCGAUUGCGGUGUAGGAGACUCAAAUAAACUGUCGAGAAAACACGCACAGUUUAAGUAUAACAGAAAUACCGGAAAAUACGAAAUCAAAUGUUUGGGCAAAAACGGCGUCUCCGUUGUUACUGACGAAAAAACUGUCUUUUUGAACCAAGAGUCACCUCCUUUUCCUCUAAAGUCAAGAAGUCUUCUGCAAAUGGGUGAUUGUCUCUUUAUAUUUCUGCUUCCCAUCGGUGCAGACAAUCCUUCCGUCUCUUUUGCAAAGAGUCGUCCAAAGAGAGACUGGUCAAAGGCAGAUAUUCAAGCUUUACGCUCUGGGUUGGUGAAGCUAGGCUUCGGAAGAUGGAAAGAAAUCAACGAAUUGACUGGUGGUCGGCUUUUGGAUCAUAGUGAGGAAGAAAUCUCACAAGUUGCAAGAAGCAUUGUUGCAAAGUGUUAUAUAAGUGCAAGAGCACAAAGUGAACGUAAAGCCAUGCUCGAAAUAAUCUGUGACAGUUUAGAAGGAACAGAAGAAGAAAAGGAACAUAAAGUGAACGCACUGAUAAAGGAAGCGGAGAAAGAUUUUCACCCGAGUGAGAAAGGAAAGUAUUUGAGAUGGGCUAGAAAGCUUAGAUUGUUGCAACGAGUACAACAGGUGGUUCAUGACCCGUCAUUACUAAAGCUUAAAGAAGGUAAACUUUUCGUUAACACCGUACCUCCUGCACCUUGGUGGCGUCCUGAAGAUGACAUGAAUCUUGUCAUUGGAAUUUAUAAACACGGAUAUGGUAAUGCUGAAGAUAUUAGGAAGGAUCCUGAGCUGGGUUUUCAUGAUCGUACUAGUCCUUCUGUUGCCUCGUCAUCGGCGAGUAACAAACAGGCAAAGGAAUCUAAUCGUCAAGGAGAUGGUGAGGAUGACGAGGAAGACUUUGAAGAGGAUGAAGAAGAGGAAGAAAAUGAAGAGCAGGAAACAUCUGUGAAUCAGUUUGAGAGAAAAACGGAGGAGCAAAAUGUCGAAAACUCAGUGAAAAGACAAGAUGCCGAGCUUUCUUCGUUACCUUCGUUUCCUCCAGCAGAUGCUAUAAUGAGGAGAUUGAAGAGCGUUCUGGUGGCUUGCAUGAAAGAUAUGGUUCGUCUUAUGAAGGAAGAUUCAAAGGCAACGGGAAGAAAGGCCGUCAAGAAAGAAAGUGGACACAUUGCUGGAGAAGCAGAUGAAAAUGGAGAAGGAACGAGGAGUACAAAUUUAACCAAAAAGGAAAUGACAGAAUUGGAAAAACUUGUUGUUUCUUACGGCUUGUUUUACCAGAAUGAAGGUCAAAGAGACUGGAAACAGUUUGCUCUCGUAUCUAAGCUUUUGGAAGACAAAAGUGAAGAUGUGUUGGAAGCGGCUUUCUUGAAGUUAAUGCGAGAAUGUUAUUCCGUUUUGGAAGGUCCAAUUCUUGGUCAAACAUAUGCGGAAACUUUCAGAGCAGAGUUGACAGAGACACAACUAGCAUCCUUGGAGACAGACUUUCGUCAGUUUCGAAACGCAUCCACCUUCAAUCUUAGCAUUGAAAGAAGCCGCUCUAUACUUGAGAGCAUUUCUCUGUUUCGUUUUUUACGUCUUCGUGUCCUGCCUGACCCUAAUCUUCCUGAAACGGUUAAAAAUUGUCGUAAAAUGAAGGAACUUCCCUUUUGGUGGCGUUCAGUCCACGACAGAGCUUUACUUUAUGGAGUAGAUAGGCAUGGUUUGAAUAAUUGGGAGGCAAUUGCGGAAGAUCCCGAGUUGGGUUUCCCUGCAACUCUUGAAAAAUUGGCGCAGAAAAAGCAAAAUGAGUCGAGUGCCGUCAAUGAAAAGGACUACAAGUUUCCCAAGGCUAAAAUUUGUCAGAAACGGUUCAAUUUAUUACUUGACCUGUUUAUAUCGAGCUUGGACUCUCUUGAUGAUUCAUACAGUACAAUGCAACGUAUGUCAAUGUACUCGGCCUCUCCAUUGGUAUAUGAUGCUUUACAGUUCAAUGGAGAGAUAUUGGAGGAACAACCUCUGGUUAUGGUUGGAGAUCCUCGUGGAGUCGUAGAAAUUCCGAGAAAACAAGAGACCCGAGAAUUGCGUCUCCCAUUUGAUGUUGGAUGUGGACUCGUUAUUCUCAAUCUUGGACACAUCGAUCGUCGACCUCAUUACUAUAACUCGAGAGAGAUUUUUCCAGUUGGUUUCAAGUCAGUUCGAUUGAUGCAAGGACAGGGUAGAGAAAGUACAGCUGUUCGUGGACGAUUCUUGUGCGAAGUUCUGGAUGGAGGCGAUAUAGGUCCCUUGUUUUCAGUGUCGGCAUUAUCAAACUUACCAUCUUUAGAUGAAUGGAAUGAAGAUGUAGUGCUUUCGAAGAAGACAUUUACAAUAAUUGAAAGAAAUCCCACUGUGGCAUGGUUGAAAAUUUGCAAUGAAUCAGAGAUAGCCUUACAUUCGAGCAAAGGAGUUUCAGGCAAAAUUGUUGCUGUUUCUGGGAAGGAAAGGUUCGGUUUCUAUGAUACGACUGUUUUGUAUUAUAUCGAGCGGUUGGAAGGUUGUCAGGACUUGGAGGGUUACACCAGGAGACAGUUUCCAUUGAUUAAUAUUCGCCCAAUUGUCAUUCGAUGCUCUACUGGUGUAAUAGAAGAGUCAUUGAAAACUAUUUGUAGUCACAUUGGAGAACAAAACGAUGAAGUUUUUACUUUACCGGAGGAAUGGUUUUCAGAAGCAGAAAGUAGAAAGAGACUAAGAAGUGUAUGAAAAACAAAAUUAUAUCCACAAAAAGU